Messenger RNA from Cylas formicarius (sweet potato weevil), 2141 nucleotides. Its product is annotated as synaptic vesicle glycoprotein 2B-like. Gene Ontology annotation, cellular component: membrane. NCBI's taxonomy places the organism in Eukaryota, Metazoa, Arthropoda, Insecta, Coleoptera, Brentidae. The record is from RefSeq and is a predicted model, not a curated record. Gene Ontology annotation, biological process: transmembrane transport. The transcript has 10 exons. Bases 389 to 1951 code for a protein of 520 amino acids. Gene Ontology annotation, molecular function: transmembrane transporter activity.
UAUUAUUAUUAUUAUUAUUAUUAUUAUUAUUAUUAGUAUUAUAUACGUAAAAAUAGAAAGCAUUUACCAUCUCGAAAAACCACCGAAUUCAAAUCUUCACGUCGAUAUUUGAACAACUCGAGCUACGAAGAAUUUCUUUUGCAUUCAUUGCGGAUCACCGUGUAUAAAUUUUGUUAUGCCAGUAGGGCACCAGUUGGUUGGAAGCGUUUCAGGCACGGGGACGCCUUGAGGAGUCGAGAAACCUCGCCGAAGGUGACUCGUCUAUAUCAAAAUUCCGCGUCGACCAGCGAAAAGAGUUAUUUGUGUGUCGAUGUUCAAUCGCGUAGAUGGUGAUUGCGAUCGGGAAUAUCGUAUUUAAUUGUGCUGUUGGUGCGGACGGAUACUAACCAUGGGGCUCGACUUCAUCGAAGGACAGGGCGAAGACUUCGAGAGGGCACUGGAAAGUACGGGUUUCGGAAGGUUCCAUUUUGCUCUGCUGGCAGUAUGCGGCCUGAUCUACUUGAAUACUGCCGUCGGCAUCACCAUUAUCUCGUUCGUGCUACCGUCAGCCACCUGCGACUUUCAAAUGUCUUCCGCGGACAAGGGCUGGCUAACUGCUGCCCCCAUGUUGGGGAUGGUUAUCGGCUCGUAUUUCUGGGGCUGCCUGGCUGACACCAAAGGCAGAAAAAUCGUGCUCAUCGGGGCCCUGCUCAUGGACGGUGUCUGCGGGCUGCUGUCGAGCAUGUCCCAGAUCUACUGGCUCUUUAUGUUCCUGCGGUUUCUCAACGGAUUCGCUAUAACCGGGGCGAUGGGCAUUUGUUUCCCUUACCUCGGCGAAUUCCAACCGGGCAAGUACCGCGAAACCAUCCUCUGCUGGAUGGAAAUGUUCUGGACGCUGGGCGUCAUCAUCUUACCGGGAAUCGCCUGGAUCAUAAUCCCGAUGGAAUUCAAGUACGAGUCGGACGGCUUCAAGUUUUCCAGUUGGAACUUGUUCGUGGCCGCGUGCGCGGUGCCCAGCAUCCUCAUCGGCCUCUGGCUCUUCUUCUUCCCCGAGAGCCCCAAGUUCUUACUGGAGUGCGGCGAGGCCGACGCCGCCCUCGACGUGCUCCGGGACAUGUACGCGACUAACUACGGCGACGACGGCGCCAACUACCCGGUGGCGAGCCUGCGCGAAAAAGUGAGGACCAUGAGCGUGGUGUCGACGCAGUCGACGCGCAGCGUGAGGAGUUUGAGGAUACGCAAACCGAAAGAACUGAAACUGCUACUGGCUGAGAUUUGGGAACAGACGAAAGCGUUAUGCCGACCUCCUCAUCUGAGGUACACGGUGAUCACGUGUGCAAUACAGUUCGGGCUCACCACGAGCUAUUAUACGCUGAUGAUUUGGUUCCCCGAGCUGUUUUACCGCUUCGAGGAGUUCGAGAGGUGGCAUCCGGGCGAGAAGGCGUCAGUUUGCGACGUUUCCUCGGUAGUAGUACCGGGAAACGUCACCGGCGGCGUGGAAGAGUACUGCGCGGACCAGAUCGACGACUCGGUGUUCUUGCACACCCUCAUCAUAGGCCUCGCCUGCAUCCCGACGAGCUUCUGGCUGCCUCUGUGCGUUCACAAGCUCGGCACCAAGUUUUUCCUCGUUUUCAGCUUGAUCGUCGCGGGGGCGGUGACGCUCGGCUUGUACUUCGUCGAUUCGGCUACUUCGAACCUGGUGCUGUCGUGUAUAUUCGAGGCCCUCACCAGUUUGGGCAUCAGCACGGUUUACUGCGUGAUGGUGGACCUAUUCCCCACUAAUCUCAGGGUGAUGGCGGCCGCCCUUUCGCUGACGUUCGGCCGCGGUGGCGCCUUGAUAGGGAACCUUCUGUUUGGGUUCCUCAUCGACCUUAACUGCGUGGUGCCAAUCGUUUUGUUUGCCACGAUGUUGUUCGGCAGCGGCUUGUUGUGUCUUAUGCUGCCCAACACGUCGGGAGGCAGCCUAGAUUAACGCCGCACCAUUCCAAUAACUCAGAGUCUCCGCAUAAGGGCGGAUCGCCCGGUAUUUUUAUAAAAUACUUUUUAGAAAUGCGUACUCCAUUAAAAGAGGACUCGCGAUAUUUUAGAUGUGAUAAUUAUUUAACAUUAAUGUACAUAGAUUAUAGUGCCUUUCGUAAACGAAGGGGAAAUACAUUUUUAAA